Paecilomyces variotii is the source of this 1764-nucleotide messenger RNA. RefSeq names its product RING finger domain protein. The record is from RefSeq and is a predicted model, not a curated record. Gene Ontology annotation, molecular function: metal ion binding; ubiquitin protein ligase activity. Gene Ontology annotation, biological process: proteasome-mediated ubiquitin-dependent protein catabolic process. Gene Ontology annotation, cellular component: nucleus. NCBI's taxonomy places the organism in Eukaryota, Fungi, Ascomycota, Eurotiomycetes, Eurotiales, Thermoascaceae. The transcript is spliced from 4 exons. Bases 262 to 1692 code for a protein of 476 amino acids.
AGUCGGGAAACGCGCCUGAGGCCCGUCAGACUCACGUCUCCUUCGAGCAGAUCACUCCCUUUCCCCUCCCUUUCUUUCCAUCGGACAAGGCUCAGUCGUGGCAGUGGGACUGUGUCCUUUAUUUCCUUCUAUCGUACCUGAAUCUUCUACCUACCUAGACAAGAGGUUCUUUACCGUGCAACUUUUAAGUUGCUUCCGGGGCAGGACCCCACCCUCGAAUCUUUUUAUCUCGAGACGACAAACCGCAGCAGCUUUGAAGAGAUGGGUGCGGAUGCUGUGAGUUCGAGGCUUUCGAAUAGAGGGAAUUCAAAAAGCAUGGAUCCUUCAGCGCUGGAUUCUUCGGGGCUCUUGCAGACACUGCAGGGACACGUUGACGACAUCCGGUCUCUAAUACAAUGUGGCAUCUGCGUUAGACCCCUCUACGAACCCUACACACUUGCAUGUGGGCACACAUUCUGCUACGGCUGUCUCACAUCAUGGUUUUCGAGUGGAAGAUCGAGUAAGACAUGUCCGGAUUGUCGAGCACUGGUGAAGGCGCUGCCUGCUCCAGCAUACUUGGUUCGCGCUAUCGUUCAGAUGUUCACCAGUCGGGCGGAGCUCUUGGAGAAAGGGGAGACGACUGCUCAGCAUAGAGAGAACCGACAAGAGGAAGCUGAAAGACUCGAGGCAGACAAGGCGAAUACCCAUCCGAGAACGGGGGGCCUAUUCCAGGGCUCUUUCAAGGAGAGGCCGCCUGUGAACAGACCUAUCUACGACGUGGAAGACAAUGUGAAUCGGUGCCCUGUUUGUCAGUGGGAACUGGAAGACACAGGUUGCCACCGUUGUGGAUAUGGUGUGGACCUAGAGACUCUGACGGGAUCAGAGGACAAUUCCGAGAUGACAGACUAUAUCGAUGACCUCGAGGAUGGUUUUGGUGAUGUCGACGACGACUUGGAUUGGAAUGAUUUCUACGAUGGUGUUCCUUUUGAGGGUCUUCCGUUAGGCCUUCAGCAAUUUCAUGGCGGUCGGUCGCGAAUACCGCAUCAUCACCACCACCAGCAUCAUCACCAUACUCUGUUACGGGAGGCAUAUGCCAGCUUGAUCGCCCCCUCCAUCUCGACGGCAACUCAUGAUGACAGUGACGAUGAGGAUGAGGAUGAGGAUGAGGACGACGAUUAUGGCGAGAUGGACUCUUUCAUUGACGACGAUGAAGUGGAUGAAGAUCGGUCGGAUUCUGAUCGAUCCACGGUAGUUGGGGAUCACGACUACACUGCUCAUCCCUUUGGUGAUUCGGAGGACGAAGGUUCAGACGUACCUAUGUCUCAGGACGCCGCAGAACUCGACGAUUAUUACGAAGACGAUAGUUCGGAGGACGAAGAUCCUAUUCGACCCCCUGUGACGGGUAACUCACGACGUACGAUACACUCAGGCUCUGCCCACCCAACAUCCGGUUCCCACCUGAGAAGGGGAUCGAACCUCCGUGGUGCUGGUGUUGACACCAAUGGCAACUCUCGAUUUUCCGGGGAGGAUACUGCCGAUAGGGGUACAGAACCCGAAGGACACCAACGGACGAGUCGUCCCUCCCCGGUGGGAUCAUCAGUGGACAAUGCUAUUUCCCUGGAAGACGAUUCUGACGAUGAUGCGCCGGUGCGGCCGACAAGAAGAAACCGGAAUCGCACCACGAGAAGGAGGAAUUCGUCAGAAUCGUAUUAGGCCAAUGAGCUAGGGGAAGUCUCAGUUAGAGUUGCCUGCUGGGAUUCAAAGAAAUGUGCUUUUUGGGAGGAA